Molecule: messenger RNA, 474 nt
Organism: Chelmon rostratus (copperband butterflyfish)
Lineage: Eukaryota; Metazoa; Chordata; Actinopteri; Chaetodontiformes; Chaetodontidae
Gene: rpl22l1
Product: ribosomal protein L22-like 1
Exons: 4
Coding region: 33-422 (129 amino acids)
Biological process (GO): cytoplasmic translation
Cellular component (GO): ribosome
Molecular function (GO): structural constituent of ribosome; RNA binding
Source: RefSeq, a predicted model, not a curated record
CCGGUUCUUUCUUUCCUGUCCGAUCCUUAAACAUGGCGCCGAUCAAACAAAGGAGGCCAGCUGUUGGCAAGAAGGCCAAAAAGGGAACUGCCUGGAAGUUCACCUUGGACCUGACCCACCCUGUGGAGGAUGGGAUCCUGGACUCCGCAAACUUUGAAGCCUUCCUCAAAGAGAGGAUAAAGGUCAACGGAAAGACGGGGAAUCUGGGUAACAUCGUCCAGGUUGGCCGUAUGAAGAACAAGAUCAACGUCACAUCCGAGAAACAGUUCUCCAAAAGGUACCUGAAGUACCUAACAAAGAAGUACCUGAAGAAGAACAACCUCCGUGACUGGCUGAGAGUGGUGGCGUCCGACAAGGAGACAUACGAGCUGCGUUACUUCCAGAUCAGUCAGGACGAUGAGGAGUCGGAGGCAGACGAGUGAACAGCUGCCUGUGAAUCAGCAGCUGGAGCACAACAGGAGAAUAAAUGUGGAA